Pterocles gutturalis (yellow-throated sandgrouse) is the source of this 976-nucleotide messenger RNA. RefSeq names its product natriuretic peptides A. Gene Ontology annotation, biological process: negative regulation of systemic arterial blood pressure; receptor guanylyl cyclase signaling pathway; cGMP biosynthetic process. Bases 221 to 643 code for a protein of 140 amino acids. Gene Ontology annotation, molecular function: hormone receptor binding; hormone activity. Gene Ontology annotation, cellular component: extracellular region; nucleus; cytoplasm. NCBI's taxonomy places the organism in Eukaryota, Metazoa, Chordata, Aves, Pterocliformes, Pteroclidae. The transcript has 3 exons. The record is from RefSeq and is a predicted model, not a curated record.
CUAAUAAAGGGAAUCUUCCCUUGACAGAGCUGCAUGCCUGCAAUGGGACUGGAAUGUGCCCCAGAUAAAUCCCCUGAUAACCUAGGAAGCAGAGAUCACACCCAAAGAGUAUAAAAGACGAGCUUCGGAAGAGAGAGGAUAGGACAAGGAAGAGAGAGACCUGAAGAGUCAUCUCAGAAGAAACAGCUUGAACUUCUCUAUUCCCAACGAACCCAGCGCCAUGGACCCUAAAGGCUCAUUUUCCUGUGGCUUCCUCUUGCUGCUGCUCAUCCAACUCCAGUCGGGCAGAGCCAACCCCAUCUACAGCCUCAGCCCUGCCAAAGAACUGGCCAGCAUGGAGGCUCUGCUGGAGAAACUGGAGGAUAAGUUUGCAAUGAUUGAAGCCCUGGAGUCCAAUCCUGAUCUGCAAGAGCCCAAAACCAAGGAGGAGAUCCCACCAGAAUUCAUAGAUGACAGUGAUGACCAGAAGGCUGAGCCCAGGCUAGAACCCAGCACCCCUCUGUCCUACAGGGACCCCUUCCUCAAGAGACUGAGGGGGCUGCAGAUGCCCAAGAUGAUGAGAGAUUCUGGCUGCUUCGGGAGAAGAAUUGACAGAAUCGGCUCCCUGAGUGGAAUGGGUUGCAAUGGUUCCAGGAAGAAUUAGGACAACCUCCCUACAUCCUACUCGGAAGAAUGCUUUACAGUACCAGUUCCUCCCAAGAUGAAAGCCGGAUGCUUUCUAAACUCUUCAACUGAAAGUUAUUCCUAUUUCUAUUUAUUUAUUUAUUUAUUUAUUUGAUUUUUUUUUUUAAAGAACAUUUCUUACUUUAGCACCAAGAGAUAAUCUUUAAAUAAAACUAGCACGUUAGACAUUUAUGCUGGACCUCUCUCCUGUCUGUUGCAUUAAAAUUUCUUGUAUUUUCCCAAAGUCAAAAGCCUAUGUUUUAUUGGUACUCUGGUACCCACAAGGCUGGAUCGAUCUUAUACAAGAUGGAGA